Messenger RNA from Trichoderma harzianum CBS 226.95, 1821 nucleotides. RefSeq lists its product as hypothetical. The transcript is spliced from 4 exons. The record is from RefSeq and is a predicted model, not a curated record. Bases 1 to 1821 code for a protein of 606 amino acids. Lineage: Eukaryota; Fungi; Ascomycota; Sordariomycetes; Hypocreales; Hypocreaceae.
AUGGAUGAUCAGCCUCCAGGCUCUGCGAGGCCUGGCGAUGCUCAAGGCCAGCCUCGCGAUGACAGGCCGGGGCUCGGCCGCUGGUUAGCUCAGCAACCAAGAGAAGACAGCGUACCGUUCACAUUCGAAUGGAGAGAGACACAAGAGACUUUGACCGAAGAAACUCGGUCAGAAGGGCAGACUAAGGAUGACGAUACAUCUGUUGAUUGUCUUCAUCAUGUUGCUGGUUGUCAAGUUACCGAUGAGAAGAAUUGGUCUUUGGCGAACCGCAUCCCUCUAUGCCAUCAUGAAAACACCAAAGGAGACUGCGGUCAAACAUCCAGCAAUGCACACGAUACCAGCCAAUCAGAGGAUGUUUUUACACACCAGCAGCAAGAACAUCUGAGGCAUGUGCUAUUUCCGUCCUCUGGACAAGAAAUAUUAGAACUGCCGUUUAAUCAGGCUUCCAUGCCUUCGAACUCUCCGGAGACAAUUCAUUACUCCGGAAUCUCUUAUGGAGCCAUUCAACAAAACCAUGAUGCCGAUCAAUGGCUAGAGACUCCAGAUGCAACAUGUAUCCACAAGAUGACAGAUGAUAGGAGACGUGCCUUCUUCCAACUUUAUGGCGAGGUGCAGCAAGAGCUAUCUACCAUUGACAAUGCUUCGGGGAGCCAACAACCUUUUGCGCCCGAGAAUUCGGAAUUCAAUAAUUUAUAUCCCUCUCACGAUUACUCUAUGGAUGACACCUUUACCACACAUACAACCGAGAGUUGUUUCAGUCACCCAGACACUAAUCAGUUCGGGGGCUACACACUACCUCGUCACCCCGUUCUAGUUCCUUCUCAUUCUUCCAAGAAUCCUUCUCUUAGAAAACAAUUGGGAUAUGGUUCGCCGACUAUCCCAAGUUACUCAUCCGAUACUCAUUCUAGAGCAAUGGAUGACGUAUCUUCAGAAAUGACUUUUUCCACCGCCCCCACCACUAAUAAAAGCCUCCAUCGCAAUCAUUUUGGGUCUUAUAAUCUCGAGCCUGCACAGUUUUUGCUUUCAAAUAUGGCAAAUUUCACCAAACUUGCUUCGGAUAAUUUAGAAACACAAAGUCAUGGUAGCGGGGGUCCUGCUUACCAUGCAGCGAAGAGAAUAAGACCCAGCCAAUAUAGCACCAGUGGAAGAAAGAGUAAAAAGCGACGCGUGUGCAAGACCGAUGAAGAUGGGCAUGACUUAGAUGCUUAUAACUGCCCAUUUUAUCUGCAAAAUCCAUCAGAUUACGGGGAGGGUAACUGGGAACUCUGCGCGAAGAGACGUUGGAAGACAUACCAAAGAAUGAGAGAACAUCUACUUCGCAAACACAUACUUCCGGCCAUUCUAUGUGAGAAAUGCUUUGAAGAGUUCGAAGAUGGUGACAGCUUACGAGAGCACUGUGAAUCGCAGUGUGAAAGAAAAGCGCAUUCUCCCUAUCUGAGUACGGAACAGCAGAGCCAAUUGCAAACACGGAUUAAGGGGGGUAUGAAAGAAGCCGAGAAAAUGGAACAGAUGUAUCAAAUUUUCUCCAUUAAUGGAGCUUUUCCUAGCCCAGAAAGAAGCAGGCAAAUCAGAGUUGAAAUGUUGCUACGUUCAGCUAUUGCAGCCUCUUUGAUAUCACCUGGAGACAUUGAACGCAUUACGAAUGAUACUCUUCAAGCGAUACAGAGAGCUAGGUCCACAGUUGGAAUUGAGCUUGAGUAUAAUCCUCCAGGAUGCGAUGGAUUCGAGAAUGCGCUAGCAGUCUCAAGCGACAUAACUGAGCAUGCACCUGCUGACAUUGAGCAUAAUGGCGAUAGUCGGUUCCUACAUCUGGGAAACUGA